CAUUCACAAUAUAAAAAACACCCCUUAAUGCUUCUAAUUCUGCAGUCUCUUCUUCUGAUCCUUAUUUUUUGGUCAUUCAUUCACACAACAAAGUAUAUUAGGGGUUUUACUUUUUUCUUGACUUAGUGACAUCUUCCUUUGCAAGAACCUUAAAUAGCUUACAAACACAACCUCUUCUCAACACCAAAGUCAUCGUGAUUUUUAUCCAAAUUCUCAACACACUUUCUCAUUAGAGCAAAUCCUAAAAGGGCGGCAGAAGCUUUGAAAACAGAAAAUUUCUUGGGAGGCACAUAACAAGGCCUUGAACUAAGCAAAUUUGUACACACUAACAACAAUACAGGUGUUGAUAUCUUGAGAAGCUUCUCUAUAUAUUUGCAUUUGGUUUUCUUGGACAAAGAAAUUCAGAGAGAGAGAGAGAACAUGGAGGAGAGGAAUGAGAUGGAAAGAAUUGAUGAUGUGAUGCCAGGAUUUCGUUUUCACCCCACUGAUGAAGAGCUUGUUGAUUUUUAUCUCAAGAGAAAAAUUCAGCAGAAGUCUCUUCCUAUUGAACUCAUUAAGCAAGUGGAUAUUUACAAAUAUGAUCCAUGGGACCUUCCAAAGCUGGCAGGUACUGGGGAGAAAGAGUGGUAUUUCUACUGUCCAAGGGACAGAAAAUACAGGAACAGUGCACGUCCAAAUAGAGUCACAAGAGCUGGGUUUUGGAAGGCCACUGGAACUGACAGGCCUAUAUAUUCCUCUGAAGGAAAGUGCAUUGGUUUGAAGAAGUCUCUUGUGUUCUACAGAGGAAGAGCUGCUAAAGGAAUGAAAACUGACUGGAUGAUGCAUGAGUUUAGGCUUCCUUGCAUAUCAGACUCAUCCCCUCCCAAAAAACUCUCUGACAAAAGCCUCCCUCCAAGUGAUUCAUGGGCAAUUUGUAGGAUAUUCAAGAAAGCCAAUUCCUUCUCCAUGGCACAAAAAGCAUUAUCUCUCCCUUGGAUCUCUCAGUUACCUGGAGGCAUGGUAUCUGACAUGUUCACACAAGGUUUAAACUGCCAUAACAUAGAAUCACCAGCCAUUCAAUUUUGUGGUGACAAGCAGGAUGAGUUACACCAAGUCUCCAACAAUGCCAUCAACACCAACUUCACAGCCUCAGAUAUUCCCACUUACAAGCCCAUCAACAACAGCACAGCUUCCAAAAGUCCUGUUUCAGAUGGAGACCUUGCUGCUGACAACUUCAUAUUCUACACAGGGCCCACCAAGUGCUGCAGCACACUACUUGAUGCCACUAAUUCCAUGCUUUCUCAUCCCAACCCUGACUACAUAGCAUUUGAAGAGCCAAACCAACAACAUUAUAGUGGCUUCUCAAUCAAUCUACCUCAAGAUAUGCAACAAAACAUGAGCACAGAAACAGGAACCACUGGAUUUCCCUUCAGUUUGAGUCCUCCUUAUGAUGCUGCUUGGAAGGCUUCUUCUGUGGCAUGGGAUUCACCUCCUUGCCCUAGUGACAUGUCCACUACCUAUUCCACUAAUAAAUGCUACACUUAAUUAAACAAAUUAGGGGCAUUCAUGGUGUGAUCAGGUAUUGGCAAUAGAAGACUUUUGGCUUGUUAGUAGUUACCAUUUUGUUUUUACAAUUUUAGUAUAUUUAUCACUAAAAUCAAUACCAUUAGGUACUGAUUUUUCUUGUAAAUGUACAAGUGCUAUCACUUUUUCCCUGUUCAUAUUUAUAUGUACCUGAAUGUAACUACCAGUACCACCUAGAAACAAAAGAGCCACAAAUUUUAUGAACCAUGUGCUGGGAAAAUAGAUCUUCUCAUGUUGGUUUUUCAUGUGACAGGGUCAUGUGAAGGAAGAAAAAAAAAUGUAGACACAAAGAUUUCAAGGUCUUAUGAAAAUUUGUGGGAUCAUUGUCUCUGUGUCUAUAUUUUUUAUUCACGUGAUUUUUAUCAUUUGAAAAACUCUCUUGGAAUUAUUCGUUUUUGGA
Glycine soja is the source of this 1963-nucleotide messenger RNA. RefSeq names its product putative NAC domain-containing protein 94. Gene Ontology annotation, biological process: regulation of DNA-templated transcription. Gene Ontology annotation, molecular function: DNA binding. The transcript has 4 exons. The record is from RefSeq and is a predicted model, not a curated record. The coding region runs from base 421 to 1524 and encodes 367 amino acids. NCBI's taxonomy places the organism in Eukaryota, Viridiplantae, Streptophyta, Magnoliopsida, Fabales, Fabaceae.